Octodon degus (degu) is the source of this 3745-nucleotide messenger RNA. It is a transcript of the gene Farp2, whose product is annotated as FERM, ARH/RhoGEF and pleckstrin domain protein 2. Lineage: Eukaryota; Metazoa; Chordata; Mammalia; Rodentia; Octodontidae. The record is from RefSeq and is a predicted model, not a curated record. Gene Ontology annotation, cellular component: cytoskeleton. The coding region runs from base 102 to 3215 and encodes 1037 amino acids. Gene Ontology annotation, molecular function: guanyl-nucleotide exchange factor activity; cytoskeletal protein binding. The transcript has 28 exons.
GCCCCGAGUGUUGUCGGCGGCGGCGGCGGCGGCGGCGAGGUCGGGAGGCUGAUGCUGGCUGCGGUGCAGGCCCGACAGGCGGGUGUUGCCUUCACUGAAGAAUGGGGGAGAUAGAAGGAACGUACAGAGUCCUGCAAGCGGCAGGGACACGCUUGGGUGCCCAGACACCUGUGGGCGUGAGCACCCUGGAGCCAGGACAGAUGCUGUCGCCCAGAACACAGGAGAAGCACUUGCGUAUCAGAGUGAGGCUGCUGGAUGGCACGGUGGAAGUAUUUGACAUUGAGCCCAAGUGCGACGGCCAGGUUCUGCUGGCACAAGUGUGGAAGCAUUUAAAUCUGAUCGAGUGUGACUACUUCGGGCUGCAGUUUCAGAACAUCCAGUCCUACUGGAUUUGGCUUGAACCUAUGAAACCUAUCAUUAGACAAAUACGAAGGCCAAAGAAUGCAGUACUUCGGCUCGCUGUAAAGUUUUUCCCACCUGAUCCUGGCCAGUUGCAAGAGGAAUACACCAGGUACUUGUUUGCCUUGCAGCUCAAGAGGGACCUGCUGGAGGAGCGUCUGACUUGUGCUGCCGCCACUGCGGCCCUGCUUACGUCCCACCUGCUGCAGGCGGAAAUAGGAGAUUAUGAUGAAACCCUGGACCGAGAACACCUGAAAACCACCGUAUACUUGCCCAGCCAGGAGCAGGUACUCGAGAAGAUCCUGGCCUUCCACCAGAGGCACAUGGGCCAGACGCCUGCUGACUCCGAUUUCCAGGUGCUAGAAAUCGCUCGCAAGUUGGAAAUGUACGGCAUCAGGUUUCACACAGCUUCUGACAGGGAGGGGACCAAGAUUAACCUGGCUGUUUCUCACAUGGGUGUCCUUGUGUUCCAGGGCAUCACCAAAAUCAAUACCUUCAACUGGUCCAAGGUCCGGAAACUAAGCUUCAAGAGGAAAAGGUUUCUUAUCAAACUCCACCCUGAGGUCCAUGGACCCUACCAGGACACACUAGAAUUCUUACUGGGUAGCAGAGAUGAGUGUAAGAAUUUCUGGAAGAUUUGUGUGGAGUACCACACCUUUUUUAGACUUCUUGACCAGCCUAAGCCAAAGGCAAAAGCCGUCUUCUUCAGCCGGGGCUCCUCCUUCAGAUACAGUGGACGAACACAGAAGCAGCUAGUAGAUUAUAUCAGAGAUGUUGGAAUGAAAAGAAUUCCAUAUGAAAGGUGUCGUGGCAAGACCCAGACCUCAGUGCGUGCUCUGACUGCAGUCCUGCCGAAGCAGAGCAUCUCAUUCACCGAGGGCUUGAGAUCUGCUUCUCUGUCUUCAGCAAACGCCUCCUUUUAUCCGCUCCCUCCCUCCCUCCCACCCCUGCCUUGCCGACCUGAUUUGAAGGACUGCAGUGACUCUGAUGCCCCGGCUCCCGGCCUCUCCAGUGCAGCUGUCAAGAAUGUGGCCAUGAGGAAGAGGAGCAGUGGAGCAGCUGAAGCCCCUGGCACCCCAUCGCUGGCCCAGCCACCCACGUCCCCUGCGCUCCAGACCGGUCCAGGCCUCACCGAGGACAGUCCUCAGCCUCCUCCCUCCAGCCGGAAGAGCCCCCUGAGCCUGAGCCCUGCCUUUCAGGUGGCUCUGGGCCCUGCUGAGCGGGGCUCAUGUCCCCUGCUAAGCCCUGCCCUUAGUGACACUGGUGGACUGCGGAUGGACGACCAGGAGGAGCCAAGACCCAAGCGUGUGCCAGAAGACGAGGCCUAUUUCAUAGCAAAGGAGAUUCUUGCGACAGAACGAACAUACCUAAAGGAUUUAGAAGUUAUUACUGUGUGGUUCCGCAGUGCAGUGGUCAAGGAGGAUGCCAUGCCCACAGCCCUGAUGACCCUGCUUUUCUCCAACAUUGAUCCUGUCUACGAAUUCCACAGAGGCUUCCUGCAUGAGGUGGAGCACAGGCUGGCGCUCUGGGAAGGGCUCUCCACUGCCCAUGCGAAAGAUGAUCAUCAACGAAUUGGGGACAUCCUACUCAGGAACAUGCGCCAGUUAAAGGAGUUUACCAGCUACUUCCAAAGGCACGACGAGGUUCUGACAGAACUGGAAAAGGCCACCAAACGCUAUAAGAAACUGGAGACGGUGUACAAAGAGUUUGAGCUCCAGAAAGUCUGCUACCUGCCACUCAACAGCUUCCUGCUGAAGCCCAUCCAGCGGCUGGUGCACUACCGCCUGCUGCUGAGCCGGCUGUGCAGGCACUACACGCCCAGGCACUGCGACUAUGCUGACUGCUGCGAUGCCCUGAAAGCCAUUACGGAAGUGACCACUACUCUCCAGCACAGUCUCGUCCGGCUUGAGAACCUGCAGAAGCUAACAGAGCUGCAGCGGGACCUAGUUGGUGUGGAGAACCUCAUCGCUCCUGGUAGGGAGUUUAUCCGUGAGGGCUGCCUCCACAAGCUCACCAAGAAGGGCCUGCAACAGACAAUGUUCUUCCUGUUUUCUGAUAUGCUGCUGUACACAAGCAAAGGCAUCACAGGGAGCAGCCACUUCCGGAUCCGGGGCCUCCUUCCACUGCGUGGCAUGCUGCUAAUAGUGCUGGACCCACCGGCAGAAGAGAGUGACAAUGAGUGGUCUGUUCCCCACUGCUUCACCAUUUAUGCAGCUCAGAAAACAAUUGUGGUGGCAGCCAGCACUCGACUGGAAAAAGAGAAGUGGAUGCUGGACCUAAAUGCUGCAAUCCAGGCAGCCAAGAGCAGCAGAGGGUCCACCAGUGAGGUUGUGCUGGAUCGGGAGCUGGAAGACACUUCUCAGGGCCCAGGAGGUUCCCUGGAAGGGCAGGGUCAGCACCGGGCCAACACCACAAUGCAUGUAUGCUGGUACCGGAACACAAGUGUGUCCAGGGCAGACCACAGUGCUGCUGUUGAGAACCAGCUUUCAGGCUACCUGUUGAGAAAAUUCAAGAACACUAAUGGCUGGCAGAAGCUCUGGGUGGUCUUUACCAACUUCUGUUUGUUUUUCUACAAGACUCACCAGGACGACCAUCCCCUGGCCAGCCUCCCAUUGCUGGGCUACAGCGUGAGCAUCCCCAGGGAAGCAGAUGGCAUCCUCAAGGACUACGUUUUCAAGCUCCAGUUCAAAUCCCAUGUGUACUUCUUCCGGGCUGAGAGCAAGUACACAUUUGAGAGGUGGAUGGAGGUGAUCGAGAGGGCCAGCAGCUCACGUGGUGCGCCCAGCCCCACACAGGAUGGCUCUGUUCAUGGCUAGAGGGGGCACUCAAGGAGAAAGAGGGAAGACUACUUCUCCUGGCCCAGGACCUGGUCAGCAGACUGCACGCAACAGAAAUGCCCAUCACCAUCCUCAGGCUGACCUGAGGAAAGGGAAGCAUAGAUAGUAUAGUGACCAAGCUUACAGCAGCCCUCAGGCACAGUGCAGGCCCUUGGCUGGCCAGGACAUGGAAAGGACAUGGAUGGCUCACUCUUCAGACCUGAGCAGAACACAGGCGCUGGCGUUGACCAAGAACUAUAUUCAGGUCUGGGCAGUGAGCUGCAUGUUGCCCUGGGCUGAAGCCCAGGAUGGUGGGAUGUUAGAUGGGGUCACCCAGGGUACCAAGAGCCUGGCAAAAGCCAGUCUGGUUCUCAUCCCUUCUACCUCUGGAGAGAAGGAAGCCAAAGUCCCCUGCAGCCCAGAAGGGUGGCACCUUUACCUACUUUUGCUUCCCUGUGCACUCCACUUCAUGAGUGACUACAAAUAAAUGGCAUCCCCUCACCAGCCUGUGUGCCCCUCUGUUCUGCUCG